Messenger RNA from Ruditapes philippinarum (Manila clam), 1885 nucleotides. RefSeq lists its product as uncharacterized. NCBI's taxonomy places the organism in Eukaryota, Metazoa, Mollusca, Bivalvia, Venerida, Veneridae. The record is from RefSeq and is a predicted model, not a curated record. Bases 62 to 901 code for a protein of 279 amino acids. The transcript has 2 exons.
CCUUUUUUCUUUUACGUGUAGAGAGUAAACGUUGGAAACUGGAAGCAAAAUUACAUGCAAAAUGAUUUUUGUAAAUUUGUUUUUACGUAUUGUAUUUAUUCUUGUGUUGUUUGUGGGAAUAAUUUUUGCAAACCAAGAAGAACCAGUAUGUACUUCACGAUUUGACUAUGACCACAAAAUGUUACAGAAAAUGAUAAUGUUAGAAAUUGAACAAAGAAAUACUAAAACCAUGUUGGAGGAAAUUAAAGCGGCGCUUUCUAAACAGAAAGACGAGAGCAAUCAGGACAAGUCCAUGUUGAAAACAAUUGAGGAAAAAGUUAGAACAAUUGAAAGUAUGAAUUCACUAGCUGGAACGGGAAAUGCGUAUGUGAGAUGGGGAAGAACACAGUGCCCAGAAAAUGGAACAGAGUUGGUUUACAAAGGUUACGCUGGUGGUUCCCACUAUAGUAAUAAAGGAGCUUCCGCCAACUAUUUAUGUCUACCGGAAGAACCGUUGUGGAAUGUAUAUGAAGACGCUGAGCAGACUGGAGGCACUGUCUGGGGAGCAGAAUAUGAAUUGUAUGGUAGAAAUAUGAAUAAUUUCUUUGAAAAAGGAGUGGCAGAACAUGACGUUCCGUGUUGUGUAUGUCGCACGAACAGGGCAAGCAUUCUAAUGAUUCCAGGCCGGAAUAAAUGCUAUGAUGGAUGGACAUUGGAAUAUGAAGGCUACCUGUCGGGCGGACAUGAUACACAUCAUGCUGCUGAAUUCGUUUGUCUUGACACGGAACCGGAGGUAGUGGAAGGCGGACACGCGGAUAAAAAUGGAAAACUGUUCUAUUUUGCUGAAGCACGUUGUGGAUCAUUACGAUGUCCACCAUAUGUUAAUGGACGUGAGCUGACAUGUGCUGUCUGCUCUAAAUAAAAUAUAAUAACGUAGCAAUCAUUUAAUAGGUAGAUGCAUGUUUUAUUUAGAGAAAACUUAUCACUUACCGGUUCUGAAAAUCUAAUCGUUCUUUUUAAAAUUCAAACAAGAACAUGCUUUUAAGAAAAAGGUACGGUGUCCUCAUUUACUGCCUUUUAGAAAAGAGCCCAUUGUCAAGUUUUUUUUUAUAUAAUUGCGCAUUUUAACAAUUGAGUUGUUGUAUACUGCAAACCGCAAUAGAACACUCAUUACAUGUUACAAUCUGGAGUAACGGCAAAACAUCAAAUGGCUUGCUCAUAUGCUUGACAUUUUUGAUAAAGUUACACACAUAAUUUGCAUUAUGCGAUAUUUUUAUUUCAUAAAGGUGAAUAAGAACAGUUUAAAUUACUUUAUUUGUAAUACUUCUAAGAAAAUAGUACAUGGUUGAAGAUGCUUAACUUUUAAUGAUCCUGACAUAUUAUCAAUGUAUUCAAACGCGUUGCCAUAGAAACUUAAUAUACAUUCAAUGAAUUACAAAAUAUAAAUUGGUUUAUUAUAUGAUUAUAUUUUCAAGUUAAUGUCCGCCGUCAGUCUCAAUCUCAAGACUUAUAAAACUUACAGAAUCAUAUAACAUAUAUGUGAGAACUUAUACUGUUACAUACUGCUUGACCUUUGGCUAAUUGUGCGUCAAUGUAAUACAAGGAGCCAAUCAAACCAAUCUUUUCCUUCGUUCGGCAAAAUAUACGUUAGUAUAAUCUCAGUUUAUAUUAGAAAUAGGUCGUGUUUUAGCAAAUUUGACUUUUCAUAUCUAAUCUUGAACAUUUUCAGCUUGACUGCUGACUGUGUUUGACUAUAAACAAUUCUAUUGCAAAAUAAACAUUUAUCAAAUCAUAGCAUAUUGCGUUUAAACUUUUAGUGACACCUUUAUGUCAAAUAAGAUAUGUUUAUUAUGCUACUAUAAAUUGUAUACAAAUAUAAAUAGCUAUAGAGAAAAAUAAAUCAUAU